UUAAAGAAGCUGCAAUUUGAUAACAGUUAUUGCAAUUAAGUGGUAGAUCAGGUAGAUGGAAGUGGUUAAAUUCUCUGAGGAGUAAAUGGGAAUAUCCAUAUCGCUGACAUUAGAUGAAAUGCUUCCCUCCCUCGUCAUUCCUUUAGGCACUGAAAGAAGCGACAUUGCUUGCUGUUCCGCUACCGUGGGGCUUUUGAGAUAAUGACUGGGCCUGAUGAAUCCGACUCCUUCAUCUUCAUCAUGAUCCAU
Phyllotreta striolata is the source of this 249-nucleotide messenger RNA. The record is from the annotation of a GenBank genome assembly. Lineage: Eukaryota; Metazoa; Arthropoda; Insecta; Coleoptera; Chrysomelidae.